Messenger RNA from Spirodela intermedia, 4027 nucleotides. The record is from the annotation of a GenBank genome assembly. NCBI's taxonomy places the organism in Eukaryota, Viridiplantae, Streptophyta, Magnoliopsida, Alismatales, Araceae.
AUGAAGAAUACACAUGGAGGGUGUGAGACAUCAUUCUCAUUGUUGAAAAUCGUGUAUAGAAAAAUUAAGUAAAUAAAGUGAAAGCCCUAAAAAUUAAGAGUACACAUGGAGGGUGUGAGACAUCAUUCUUAUUAUCAAAAUUUGUCUACAAGAAAAGCUACUUAUCCACUAUAUAUAUAUAUAUAAAGAAGGAAGAAAUAUAAUGUAAACUUCAAAAAUCAAGCCAUGGAAAAGGAAAAUGUAAGAUCAAUAUUAUUAUUGGAUGAUUAUUGAUAAUUAGAAUAUCUUCUAAAUAUAUUUAUGAGUGAAGAAGUCAUAAAGAUGUGAAUAGAAGAAGUGAAGUCUAGAUUGUUAUUUCAAGGAGUACUUAAACAUUUAAGUGCUUUACAUCAUUCUUAAAUACUUGAUAUAAGAGUCAAAAGUGUCUAAAGGUGCAUCAUUUUUAAUUGUAUUUUUUAUAUAUUGAAAUAUGAUGUUUGAAAUUUAUAAAUUUUUAUUUUCGUAAUUCCAUUGCUAAGGGACUAGCAAUGAUUUAAGUUGGGGGGUGUGAUAAGUCUUCAUUAUCAUGAGUUAAUAAUUGGUAAAUAAUAUAGUUUUAGUCUUAAGACAUGAUAAAUAGACUUAUAUUUGUGUUAAAGUGUGAAAAGUAGUUUUCAGCUAAUUAACGUGAAUUUUUAGGUAAUUAUGAUUUUAUAUGAAUUUAUAUGAUUUUUUACAGUCUUAAUUUUGAGAUAAAUGAAGAAAAAGAAAUAAAAAUAAAAAUAUUAUAGAAUGGUGGGACCCGCUGGCCAAUUAGGCCUGUAAGUGGGUCAGAAGCACAAUUAGGGAGUAGCUGCAAGUAAGGGCUCAAGCAGCUUGGACCAAAGAGGCAUGUGUGUGCUAGUCCCCUUUCAUGUCACUGAUGGCCAGCCGAUUGUGGAGCAAGGAGUGGUCGUACACACGAGAGAAGGGGCUUGCUUAGAAAUGUAACAUUAGUAUAUAUUCACUCGAAAAAUUGGCGCACAAGUAAUGUGGGACUAAACCCGCAUCACACCUUCUUCUGAAAGGGCAGGCAACCAGCAUGGGUUUGAAUCCUCCUAGAGCCAAAAUUCAUAUUUUUUAUCUGAUUAUCAAGACUUUUCUAUAGAUUGCCGAUGAAGGAUUAAGCAACUAGAAUCACUAGAUCAUCAGCAAUAAUCUCGUCAACACUAUUCGCGGAGCAUUGUUACUAAAAUUAUUAAAUGAUUCACGAUAAAAGGAUCGUGAAUCCAUCAAGUAAAGCAUAUCUGAUUAAUCAAUAAACAAGCCGUCGUUGGGAAGAGGAUGAUCCGCUAGGAGAUGAGUCGCCACCUCUUGAGAACAUACCAGAUGCGAUGAAGAGCCUCCUCUUGCUGUGUGGACUUGAGGAUGAAGCUCCCUGAGACGCGCCCCACCUCCAUCCAGCUCCUCUCCAUUGGGUGACAGCUGCUAGAGAGUUGCAAAGUCGUCAUUUUUCUACUUUGUCGAGUGACAGCUACCAGAGAUGAUUUAACGACUCAAUUCAUUGAUCUCUAGACUUUGCAAGGAGAUUUAGAGAUUGCCCACAUCAUCCUUAUCCAAGGAGAGCCUUCGAGGCCAUGGACACUACAUGACUAUCCUCCCGAAAGCUUAGGAUUCCAGUGCAUCAUUGACGCAUUACUGCUGUGACGCCAGAAUUCUAUUUUCCUACUUUCAACUUACUUUAUGCUUCAUUUAGUGAUAAUUUGUGUAAUUUUAAUUUAUCAAAAUAUACUUUGUUCAAUUACGAUUCUUCUGACUUUUAUAGAUCUUCAUUUGAUUAAUUAAAUUAUCUAUAAUCACUUAAGUAAGAAUCACCGAGUAGAACUCUAUUUCUGUUCGAUUUGUGUUCGUCAAGCAUUGAAGUCAUCUUGAUGUCUGCACCCUUAUUUCCCUUUUUCGUGAAUUUUAAAUAUAUUUUCUUUUUAUUUCUCAAUAUAAAAUUCAUAAAAAUAGUAUUUUUUGUAGAUAAUUCUAAAUAAUUAUUAGAUAUUAUACUACAUCCUUGUGAUCAACUUGGAAAAUUACCAUUAUUUUUAAAAGUUUUAUUGAAUUAUAAUUGAUAUAUUUAGUUAGAAAUACUUCUAAAUAUUUGAAAAUUUAUAUUUUCUAGUUUUAUAAAUUUUAAAUUUACGUGAUUUACUAUACAACAAUUGAGUCAUGUUAGACCAUUCAAACCUUGUUGAGAUGGCAACUGCCUGAAGUUCCACUAAGAUAAGCUAUGUUUUUCAUCGUUGAUACAUGGUAUGUAUACAACGACACCCCUCAUUCUCUUACUAUUCCUUACAACUCACGAUUAACCCUUGAAUCCACGACUGAGCUGCUUCCUUCUUGCGUGGACAGUGGAUCCUCUUUCAUGUUUUCUCAUGUGCCUCUUGAUAAAUAUGCAUCUCAACUAUUGAAUCAAUGCUUCCUCUCUCUUAAGUGAGCAGUGGAUCCUCCUUUUCUCCUCUUUGGAUGACACCCUCUAAGUAAAUAUGGACGUUAUGUCCUUAACUCUUCAUUUGAUCUCAAUUCACUUGCUUCUCCUUAUGUGAUUAUGAGCUUUAAACUCAUGACUCUUCACUCCAUGACCAAGUGCAGUCUUUGCUCCUUAAUAAGCUAUAAGCUAACGCUGAACAUAUGAAGCUCACAUGGUUAGAAGACAAGGAAUUACAUCGUGUUCUCACACGAUGUAUAUACGGUAUCUAAAAAUGUAUAAUAUAAUGAGAAAUGAAUGAAAUAUGUAAAAUGUGUAUGAAUGUCAAUGCAUGCCCUAAACAUGAGAAUUAAUUAGUAAAUUAAGAAUUUUGCAUCUUAAAAUCACGAGCUUUGAUAUGAUAUACCUCAUAUAUAAUGUAUUAUUUAUGCAUUAUCAAUGCUCUCACGAGAGAGAGAAGGGAUAAGAUCUCUUGUGAAAUGGAGAGAAAGAGAGAGGAGGAGAGAGAGCUCUCACCAAAGAGAAGGGAUGAGAUCUCUUGUGAAAGGAAGAGAAAGAGGGAGGAGGAGAGAAAUCUCACGUGGAUGGAGAGAGAGAAAAGUUUCACGAGAGAGAGAGAGAGAGAGAGAGAGAGAGAGAGAGAGAGAGAGAAGGAGAGAGAGAGAUUGAAAAGUCUUCAUUAUCAUGAGUUAAUAUGAAUUUUCAAUUAAUUAAAGUGUGAAAAGUGGUUUUCAAUUGAUUAAUGUGAAUUUUUUGGGUAAUUAUGUGAUUUUAUAUGAUUUUAUAUGAAUUUAUAAUCUUACUUCUAAGAUAAAUGAAGAAAAAAAAUAAAAAUAAAAAUAAAACAAAAUGGGGGAGACCUGUCGGCCAACUGGGCCCGUAAGUGGGUCAAAAGUGCAGUUAAAGAGGAGUUGUCAGUAGGGGCUUGAGCGGCUAGGACCGAUAGGGGCACGUGUGCACCACUCCCCUUCCACAUCACUAGUGGUCAGCCAGCUUUGAGUAAAUUUUUGAAUAAUUACCAGAUAUUAUACUACAUCUCUGUGAUUGACCUGAAAAAUUACUACUAUUUUUAGAAGUUUUAUUGAAUUAUAAUUAAUAUAUUUAUUUAUAAAUACUUUUAAAUAUCUAAAAAAUUAUAUUUUCUAGUUUUAUAUAUUUUAAAUUUGCGUGAGUUACUAUACAAUGACUAAGUCAUGUUAGAUGACCUUCCUCUUGAGUGUGUUGAGAAAUAGUUUAUAUUGUUUUCUUUUUAGGGGCUCACCUUGUUUGCCAGCUCAUGUAGACAUUUUGAUGGAAUUUGUGGAGAAUGAUCAUCUCAGAUGCAUUAUAGGUACACAUAUCUAUAUCUAUGAUGACUUGUCACAAAGUCUAAGAGAGUCACUCCCUAAAAGUAGAUUUCAGCUUAGGGCAUUAUGUCUUGUCCCUAGGUGCUCCCCCUAACCCUACGUUAUAAAUAGGGGGUGAGCACAUGUCCACGUUUUAGUCUUUAAAUUAAAAUGAUUCAAAUUCAAUACUUACAUGCAACCUCAAAAAUAGAAGAUAUCAGUCUUAAGUUCUUAGUGGUUCAGGCCGAUCCACAAGGACAACUACUAG